GUAUAGUAUAAAGGAGGAGGGGGGACUGGUAGACUUCCAUCUAGUUAGAAUUAGUCGUCGUGCUAACAGUGAGGUUUACAUACAAUAUUUAAGGCCUAUUACUGCAGUUCAACCAGCAGUCUGCACAUUUCCUCAUCAUGAUGAAGCUGAUUCGGUGCCUCAUUCUCAUCUGGAUGCUCUCCAGCACAGCUGAAGCUCUUCAGUGUCUGCACAAAGACACAUCAGUCCUACAGUCGUGUAGAUCUGCUGAUGAGAUGUGUGCAACAAUUGCAUAUCAGAGUCAGUAUGGAAAUGCAACUCCAACAACUGAAAAGAACAUCGACAGAUCCUGUGUGCCGUCCUUUCUCUGCGCUGGAAACAAUCCGAUAUUUUCAUUCAGUGAUUCUGACAAAAGGUUGGCUGCAUCGUUUCAUUGCUGCAACACAGAUGGCUGCAACAAUCAACAUCUACCUUAUCCUGAUAUACAGGUGAAAAAUGGCCUGGAGUGUGUCAGCUGUGUUAAUUCUAGCUGUAAUGAGACAGUAAACGUACAGUGUGUGGGAGCCCAGGACCGCUGCAUUAAAGCUGUGAGACAGGAUGAUGACACCUUGAUCUUCAUUGGCUGUGCGUCUGUGGACGUGUGUGAGGUUUUUUCUCAGCAGGAUGUCCAUGCUGCUUCUUUUUUCUUUGGUAUUCCAGUGUCCAACAGUUCAUCAAAAUGUUGUGGAAGCAGCUUCUGUAAUUCAGCCUGAACUGUCAAACUGAGUGUGGUUCCUUUGCUGCUUGGUCUCGUUGCCCUCAUUGUCUAUUAGAUCCAAGACCAGAGUGUAAUAGAGCUGAGAGGUAAAUUGAAAAAUGAACAAAUGAAUGUCCUUCAGAGCAGGGCCAGUUAACUUACCCAAUUUGUGUGGUUUGAGAUGUGUGGUGGUCAGCAUUCAGUUUGAUUCCUAAAUUAUUUCUUAUGUUGUGUUUAGCACUGAUGUUAGGAGGCUACAUUUAAUGUAUUUAAAAGAAAAGAUGCUAAAAACUUAGCAGUGUUACGUUCAGUUCUGUUCAGAAAAAUGAAAAUCUUCCAUUUAAAAACCAUGUAGAAAUAAAUAAAAUGGCCUGAGACUGACACUUACACAUUUUAAAUACUUACUAUACUUACUUACUACUGUGUUAUUAUAUACAGUGCUGCAAAAAGAUAAAUCAUUUAACUUAAUUAAUCAAAUCACAGUGAUUAGACAGAAAAACAUGCAAUAUAUUUUUACUUUAAAAUUGAGUGAGUAACAAAUAAUAAAAUGAAGUAAAAUAACUUCAGUCAAUGUAAGAAUUCUUCCAAGUGAAAAGAUUGCUUGAAUAGUGAAUAACUUCAUGCUAACUCAUAAUAAACUGUCAGCUGAUCAGUUUCUCUCCUUUAUUAUACAGACUACAUGAAUCCAUUGUUUUCUAUUUCAGUGCUUUGUUGCUAAACUGUCUGUUAGUUCAGUAAAAACUUUAGUUAAUGCUAUUCUUUAAUGUUCAUUCUAAUAAAGUGUUUGUGAUAAAUGAGAAUAAAAUGGUGUGUGUGUGCUGUUAUUAAACACUGUGGUGGUGUA
This is a messenger RNA of Dicentrarchus labrax (European seabass), 1559 nucleotides long. RefSeq names its product phospholipase A2 inhibitor and Ly6/PLAUR domain-containing protein. NCBI's taxonomy places the organism in Eukaryota, Metazoa, Chordata, Actinopteri, Moronidae. The transcript has 6 exons. The coding region runs from base 138 to 731 and encodes 197 amino acids. The record is from RefSeq and is a predicted model, not a curated record.